ACUGAAUUACUGAAUGAUUUUAAUACAUCAACAAGUCAACAUUCAACAGUGAAAAUAAUAUUAUUGUUACAACUUUUAGGUGGUGGUCAACAUAUUAAAUUAAAAUCCCAGCAUGCAAUUACGUUGACUUCAAAACAUUUAAAAUAAGAGGACUUGGUGGUUCUGCAAAAAAAUUAAAUGGCGUUUAAUAAUCUUCUGGAAGUAGAACCCGAAAAACUGUUUGAAACGUAUUCUAUUUCUGAAAUUGACCAAGUGCAAAAGAAACUUCAAUAUGAAAUUGAAAGAAAGCGAGAGGAAUUACGGGCUAUGGUCGGCGAACGAUAUAGAGACUUAAUACAUGCUGCUGAUACAAUUGAAGAAAUGAGAGGGACUACAUCAAGUACUUUGAAUCACAUCAGUGAAAUGAUUGGCAUUUGCAAGAACUUGCACAAUACACAUCUAAUUGGUUUCAAAGUUCAAGAACGGCCUACACCCAGCAGUUUUCAGCAACCCAUAAACCCAACACUCAGCUUAUCUAUCCAAAUAAAGCUGCUUAUGGAAAUACCGGAACAGAUAUGGAAGUGUUUAAAUAGUGAUGACUUUGUGAGUGCUGCCCAAUUGUUUAUAAUGGCAAGACAUGUUAUUACAGGAUUGCAACUACAAAUGGGCAGCAAGAAUGAUAAGCCGGAAAUACAAUCGUUGCAGAGGUUGGUCCAACAGCAAUGGAACUCGAUGGCAAACUUCAAUGAAACCAUUAUUGACAUGUGCAAACAAAAGUUGCAAGAUGUGGAUAUAAGUGUAGAGGUCGCUAGUUCUUGUCUGGUAUGCCUCUAUCUCCUCAACUCGAAAUCAAUGGAAGAACUUCUUAACACACUUAUUCUUCUGCACAGCAACACAUGCUUACAAUCGACACUGGGAUUUGACUUGGCAAAAAUUUUGGAAGGUGAUGUCAAGGCACAGAUUAAAAAUAAAAUUGUCAAUGGUGUUAAAAUUGUUAUAAGGACUGUGGGAUUGAUAUUUGCCUGUUUUGUAGAAAAUAAUGGCGGGAAGGUGUUGGCAAGAUUAGAGGAUUUAUACCGAAGCGAUUCAGUACCUUUGGUGCAGCUGGUAAAGUUCAGUAAUCCUAAUGCAAUGCAUCUUCUGCCCUCUGUUAUAUCAAAUUAUAGGCUAUCAACAAAUAAAAAAAUUGAAGCUUUAAACAAAAAGGAAAUAACAUCGUGCGUGCAACACUGGAGCGAGUGGGUGAAAACAUUUAUCGACAAAAAUGUAGAGGUGCUACUCCGUAAUGUUACCAGGGUGCGGAUACUGCACGAAAUAAGGGAAGAGGCCUUUAAAGUGGAAAUACCACAAAACUGGUCGGAAAUCUGCACCGCACUGAACAUUCCUGCCAUGAACAUUUGGCGCGACUUCUUCCAGCCGUUGAUGACGUCACGCGUGAAAGCGAUCAUAGACAAUAGGUGGAUGAGGAUCUAUGACACGUUCAAGACUCAAUUACUUAUUGACCUGACAAAGGUGUCUUCUGACAGUGAACUAGAAAAGGAGGCAAAUAUAAACUGGUUCGUGUGGCGAGACUUGAUCGGUGAUACACUUAUAGAGUCCAGGACUGAGGUGGUUGCUGUUAUGAACUCAUUGAUGAAGGGAAUGUCGCGCCAAGACCGUGGAUUUACUCCCAACUUGGAGAAACUCUGCAAAAGUCUUGAAGACGAACUGCAGAAACUCCUUGAUGAUUUGACGGAGUACUUAAACAUCGGUAGCAAGAGAGAUAGACUUAUGGCUUACGAUGAUGACGAAAGAGAUGAACUGAUGUACGUGGAUAGCGGCCAAGUUCAAUCGUAUUUGUGCGACGUUACUGAUCGCAAUGUUGAAAGUAUUCUUGCAUACAUCAAAGCCUGUUUUGAAGAACCGACACUUCAGUCAACAGAAUUGCAAAAGAAAACAACUGCAAUAUACACGGCGCGAUUCCUUCAAGCAAUACCGAUACUAAUGCCUAACAUGCGCAAAUGCUAUAUUCCGGAAAAUGUUAUAUCGUACGAGAAUGGCGCGAAACGCUGGGCAAAUGUUUGCGAGGCCCUGAAGAACGAUUGCCACUAUUGCUGGGGGAAAUGGGUCGAGUUGGUAAUGGAGAAAGUUGAGGGUUUGACCAAAAGUUUGCCUCAAGGCUUUACUUUGGAAGAAAAUAUUGAUUAUUUAAUGAUGCAAUGGGACAUCAUAAAAAUAGAGGAAAAAGAUGAAGAAGGCAACCCAAUAGAAUCAACGAUAAAAGUACCGGCUGGUCCUUCGUUGAAACUGCAGCAGUAUUUGUACACAAUUAGCCGGUUAUUAGACGAAAUCGUGCCCCACACACUGCCUUCGCAAAUCCACGCCUCAUUCAUAGACAACGUUACAUCCAUCUCGCUUGUCCACUAUGAAACAGUGAUAAAACAGAAAGAGAAAGAUAUAAAUCAAAGGUGCGCGCUUCAAUUGCUAAUGGAUGUUAGAUAUUUGACAUUGCUGCUAGUGCCAAGGGAGAACAAGAAAUAUAUGGAGACUUCUCAAGAGAUUUGCGAGUUUUUAAGGCAAAAGAUUGAUCCGUUUGAUUAUGAUGUGUUCUAUCCGUAUAUACAGACAAAUUUAAAGAGAUCCGUACAGCGAGUAAAGACUCUGCUGGGCAGUUUAAUUCUGGAACACGGGCAGCUGACUGGUAUUAUCGGAUCGAAGCCGGUAAGCUCGGGAGGCUCCGGAGACAAGGAGACCAAUAUCCUGGCUUCUGCAGAUUCGCACUGGUUCUCCGUCCUGCCUGUCGCGACACCGGCGCACUUACACAAGAAACAAGAGAAACCGAUGAAAAAGAAGCAGGCGCCUUCACCCAGUUCUAGUAAAUCCCGUUCGGAAAUAUCAGAGCUGAUGUCGAGCUCGUUACCUAUCAACUUCGCGAACGCGCGCUCCGGUGCCGCAUCGUUCUUCAACUCAAUGACCUCCGACUGGUUUAGUGGUUAAAUAACACUUUUCCACUGGAUCAUAUACCAGUGGGAUGCUCAUUUGCACAGGAUGCCGGCUAUAUGGGUACCACAAUGGCACCUAUUUCGGCCGUGAAGCAGUAAUGUGUAAGCAUUAUUGUGUAUUGGUCUAAAGGGCACCGUAGCUAGUGAAAUUACUGGGCAAAUGAGAACAUCUUAUGUCUCAAGGAAUCGAAGACGAGCGCAAUUGUAGUUCCGCUCAGACUUUUUGAGUUUUUCAGGAAUCCUAAGCGCCACUGCAUUGUAAUGGACAGGGCGUAUCAAUUACCAUCUGCUGACGUCCUGCUCGUCUCUAUACUCAUCAAAAUAUUUUAAAGAAUAUUUACUGCCCGCACUAAGUUUUAGAAUUGGCAUAGAAGCAUUUUAAAGCUCAUGUAUUAUAACAAUAAUUUGAAUAUUUUUUGCCAACACAUCAUAAAAAACCUGUCUCACUAGACUUAUCCUACGUACUCUUAACGUCAACCCUUUAUGCCUCGUUCGCGUCGCUUGCAAGAUCGCAACGCUCCUGUGAUUUCUCUGAUGUUGCAAGAGAAUGUGCGUAGCUGUGAUCACUUAACACCAGGCGACCCGUACGCUCGUUUCUCCUUCUCUUCCAUAAAGUAUGUGAACAAUUUUAUUUGUCAUGUCGUCUAUACGCUAGUAGGUAUCGGCCUAGCGAAACUCUAAGAAAAAGCGAUUGUAUGGAACGUGCAUUCAUUGAUAGAUUGACAAUUGACGGCUAUAAUCUUGUAAAAAACAGAGAUAGCCGAAAUCCACUACGUUUCAUGCAACUGUUCGCUUUCAAACUUAGCCGAAUUAUACUUAGUCGCCAUAUUGUAAUUACUAUAUCAAACUUAUGUCAAAUUUUACUUAGGCAGUGCCGCCUCUUACUACGUAGUAUUUACAUCCUCUUUGGUAGGUAUAUUUGAGGUCUGCGGUACUAAUUUGUGUAUAUAAUGAUGCUAGUUAAUCAAAACCCUCGAUAAUGUUCAAAGAAUGCAGAUUUUCGUUCCAUAUUUUUUGCAUGAAUCCCAUAAUUUUAUUGCAUUAUUUAUAAUUUUCGUGUUUGUAAUGUUUGGCCCGAUAUAUUGUAUAUUUUGUUAAUGCUAACAAUAUUUUUCGGAUUUGCUGUUUUGUUGUAAAGAAAAAAUAUUCUAUAUUUAAAAAAAUAUAUAUUGUAUUACAUUA
Molecule: messenger RNA, 4142 nt
Organism: Leptidea sinapis
Lineage: Eukaryota; Metazoa; Arthropoda; Insecta; Lepidoptera; Pieridae
Gene: Cog1
Product: conserved oligomeric Golgi complex subunit 1
Exons: 14
Coding region: 178-2955 (925 amino acids)
Biological process (GO): intra-Golgi vesicle-mediated transport
Cellular component (GO): COG complex; Golgi apparatus
Source: RefSeq, a predicted model, not a curated record